Mesorhabditis belari is the source of this 381-nucleotide messenger RNA. The record is from the annotation of a GenBank genome assembly. Lineage: Eukaryota; Metazoa; Nematoda; Chromadorea; Rhabditida; Rhabditidae.
AUGAAAUUCCUUCUCCUUUCCAUUCUUAUCAGCGUCGCCGCCGCCAAGAUUUCCACCAUCAAAGUCACCGGAACGGUACUGUGCAGAAAGCAAAAACAACCCGGAUUGGAAGUCGUUCUCAAGGAGUCCGAUUCUUUCACUCCCGAUGACAAAUUGAGUCAAACGACGACGAACAAAGACGGUUUCUUCGAGAUCUCGGGACAAGAUGAUGAAUGGGGAUCGAUUGAGCCAUACGUUUACAUCUUCCACCAUUGUCGUAUCCUGAAAGAGGGCUGCCGAACUCGUUCCCGAUACGAUGUCCCACAGCCGGUGAUCAACGGUGUUUACGAGAUGAGCUACAUUGAUCUCGAUAUCGCUCAAUCCGGCGAGACUUACGAAUGC